Molecule: messenger RNA, 1260 nt
Organism: Ramularia collo-cygni
Lineage: Eukaryota; Fungi; Ascomycota; Dothideomycetes; Mycosphaerellales; Mycosphaerellaceae
Product: probable phosphoprotein phosphatase X-1
Exons: 4
Coding region: 1-1260 (419 amino acids)
Biological process (GO): double-strand break repair via homologous recombination; peptidyl-serine dephosphorylation
Cellular component (GO): cytoplasm; nucleus
Molecular function (GO): protein serine/threonine phosphatase activity
Source: RefSeq, a predicted model, not a curated record
AUGUCCAACCUGGACAAGCAGAUUGAGCAGCUGCGAAGCUGUCGACCCAUUCCCGAGCGCGACGUCAAGGAGUUGUGCUUCAAGGCGCGGGAAUUGCUGAUUGAAGAGGGAAAUGUCACCAGCGUGAAUGCUCCCGUGACGAUAUGUGGGGACAUUCAUGGCCAAUUCCACGAUUUGAUGGAGCUGUUCCGUGUUGGUGGCGAUGUGCCCGACACGAAUUACUUGUUUAUGGGCGACUUUGUCGAUCGGGGCUUUUAUUCGCUGGAAUCCUUCCUCCUCCUCUUGUGCCUCAAAGUGCGAUAUCCCGACCGCAUCACCCUCAUCCGCGGCAAUCACGAAUCCCGCCAAAUCACCACCGUCUAUGGCUUCUACGACGAAUGUUUGCGCAAAUAUGGCAGUGCCAAUGUGUGGAGAUAUUGCUGCGAAGUCUUCGACUAUCUCGCCCUGGGAGCGCUGGUCCUCGGCGCCUCCACCGACCUCUCUCCCACCGACGCGGCUUUCGUCGAUCCCGCACAAGCAAACUCCGACUCCGAAGAUAUUGAGAUCGAAAUCCUCAAUUCCCAAGGCAAUAUCAUCAACCGCUUUCCUCGAACCCGAGCCCAAACAUCCCAAGACACAUCACAACUCUCCAACCCGCAAUCAUCCCCCUCACAAACACCCGCAGCAUCACAAACUGGCGCUCCGGGAACAGGCGCCACCUCCUCCUCGAAUGGCUCUUCUGGAAACAACGGUGGCGCCGUCCUCUGCGUACACGGUGGUCUAAGUCCUCUAAUCGAUAGCAUCGACAAGAUCCGGCUCUUGGACCGCAAACAAGAAGUUCCCCACGAAGGUGCAAUGUGCGAUCUCCUCUGGUCGGAUCCGGAUGAAAUCGACGGCUGGGGUCUCUCUCCGCGCGGAGCAGGCUUCCUCUUCGGCGCCGACAUUGUGAAAUGCUUCAACUACAAAAACGACCUCUCCCUCAUCUGCAGAGCGCACCAAUUGGUGAUGGAAGGUUUCAAGGAAAUGUUCGAUUCCACCAUCGUGACCGUCUGGUCGGCGCCGAAUUAUUGCUACCGAUGUGGGAAUGUGGCAGCGAUAUUGGAGUUGGGCGAGGAUGAGGGUGGCGGGUAUGGGAGAGCGAGUAAUGGGGAUCAGGGAAGGACGGGAGCUACCGGAGAGCAGAGAGUCGGGCCUGGGAGGAGGUAUAGAGUGUUCGAGGCCGCGCCGCAGGAUUCUAGGGGUAUGCCUAGUAAGAAGCCCGUGGCGGAUUACUUUUUGUGA